Castor canadensis (American beaver) is the source of this 1559-nucleotide messenger RNA. It is a transcript of the gene Tes, whose product is annotated as testin LIM domain protein. The record is from RefSeq and is a predicted model, not a curated record. NCBI's taxonomy places the organism in Eukaryota, Metazoa, Chordata, Mammalia, Rodentia, Castoridae. Gene Ontology annotation, molecular function: zinc ion binding.
UCCUUUCCAUGAUAAAAAGAAAUGAGGAUAUAAAAUAUGUUAUGUAUGUACUUGGAGAUGCCAUUUAUAUGCCUGGGUGUCAUCAUUGGCUAAACAAUGUGAUACUCUAAAAGAUUUGUUUGAAAGUUAUAUCAACAGGGGUGUUAAGUGGAAUUAAAAGUGCAAUUUAUUGAAUUUUUUAGAUUUUUAAAAUACAUAAUAAUAGAUCCGCGUUGUAUUUCUUUUAACAGAUGGGCUUAGGUCAUGAGCAAGGAUUUGGAGCCCCCUGUUUAAAAUGCAAAGAAAAAUGUGAAGGAUUUGAACUGCACUUCUGGAGAAAAAUAUGUCGUAACUGCAAGUGUGGCCAAGAAGAACAUGAUGUCCUCCUUAGCAAUGAAGAGGAUCGAAAAGUGGGGAAACUAUUUGAAGACACCAAGUACACCACCCUGAUUGCAAAGUUAAAAUCAGAUGGAAUUCCCAUGUAUAAACGCAAUGUUAUGAUAUUGACCAAUCCAGUUGCUGCGAAGAAGAAUGUCUCCAUCAAUACCGUUACCUAUGAAUGGGCUCCUCCUGUCCAGAAUCAGGCAUUGGCCAGACAAUACAUGCAGAUGCUGCCUAAGGAGAAACAGCCAGUGGCAGGCUCCGAGGGGGCCCAGUACCGGAAGAAGCAGCUGGCAAAGCAGCUCCCUGCACAUGACCAGGACCCUGCAAAAUGCCAUGAGUUGUCUCCCAAAGAGGUGAAGGAGAUGGAGCAGUUUGUGAAGAAAUAUAAGAAUGAGGCUCUGGGAGUAGGAGAUGUCAAACUUCCCUGUGAGAUGGAUGCUCAAGGCCCUGACAAAGUAUAUAUCCCAGUGGGGGAUAGAAACACCCCAGCAGCAGUACGAGCUGUGGAGAACAAGUCUGCUGAGCACAAAAAAGCCCAAUACUCCUGCUACUGCUGUAAGCUAAGUAUGAAGGAAGGAGACCCAGCCAUCUAUGCUGAAAGGGCUGGCUAUAAUAAACUGUGGCACCCAGCUUGUUUUGUCUGCAGCAUCUGUGGUGAACUCCUGGUUGACAUGAUAUACUUCUGGAAGAAUGGGAAGCUGUACUGUGGCAGACAUUACUGUGACAGUGAGAAGCCCCGAUGUGCUGGCUGUGAUGAGCUGAUAUUCAGCAAUGAGUAUACUCAAGCAGAAAACCAGAAUUGGCAUCUGAAACACUUCUGCUGCUUUGACUGUGACAACAUCCUCGCAGGCGAAAUAUAUGUGAUGGUCAAUGACAAGCCUGUUUGCAAGCCCUGCUAUGUGAAGAACCAUGCUGUGGUAUGUCAAGGAUGCCACAAUGCAAUUGAUCCAGAAGUGCAGCGAGUGAGCUACAACAACUUCAGCUGGCAUGCGUCCACAGAGUGCUUCCUGUGCUCCUGCUGCAGCAAAUGUCUUAUUGGGCAAAAGUUCAUGCCUAUGGAAGGGAUGGUUUUCUGUUCAGUGGAGUGUAAGAAGAUGAUGUCCUAGGAGAGUACCACACAGCAUUGAGCCAUAGCUAUCCAAAGCAGCCUGCAUUUCUAUGAUAAAAUGCAAUUUGAAAAAAUAAAAGGAAAAGAA